Molecule: messenger RNA, 4786 nt
Organism: Fusarium verticillioides 7600
Lineage: Eukaryota; Fungi; Ascomycota; Sordariomycetes; Hypocreales; Nectriaceae
Exons: 2
Coding region: 2765-3613 (282 amino acids)
Source: RefSeq, a predicted model, not a curated record
GGUUAGAGGAGAGGCAAGGCGAGACAGGUGACUUGCUGACCGAAAUCCUGAUGGACAAAAAGGGCAACUGUUAAUGUACUCCCAUCAUGCCAUGAUACCUGUGUCUUGGCUUGAGUCAGACCAUCACCAAAGGUACCCUGAUAGUGCAUGGUACUUCUGCAGUGACGUUGAAUCGAAGAUGGCGUUUCUUUUCACUUCUCUUAUCAGUCGGUCGAGUCGGUUUCUGCUUGCCGGGUCCGGGUGCGGUUAUAACUUAUGGAACUUCUGGUCACUUUACUUUCCCAUUGUGACGAUGAAUCCGGUCUUCGUUAUCGCCUGGUGCUCCCCCUCUAUCCUCUUGGCUUCCUCUAGCUUUCUAUUAUCGAACAAGCCAAAUUGGUGAGCAUCCAUCCCCAGUUUCCAACCCGCAAUCUUGAAUCUUGUUCCCCAUUUCCCCAUUCUUUCCAUCCUGUUCUACUGCGCUUCUGCACGCAUAGUCAGCCCUGACACCCUAUUUGUGUAAGCUCUUGAGUGUUGCUGUUGCGAUACCCCGCCAAAUCAGGAACCGUCCUUGAAUGAGACAAAGUUAAAUACCCGCAGGAUGAAUGAUAAGAAACGAAGCAAACAAUUUCAUUCGCUGCCUUAUGCUACGGGGUUAAUCGUCACGUAGACAAACUGAACUGUAGCGUAUACUUGCCGCCAAGCUUGAACUAAUACAUAGUUAACUUGAAUAAAAGUUGAGGGUAGAUUUUCCCGUACAAGUUAAUAAGUGGUCAGCUUAGCUUAGACCCCUCAUUCAUCGUCAAGGUUGUUCUUGAUCCCUUCAUUCUUUUCGAGCUACUUGCAGCUUUUGUCUUGGCCCUCUCUAGCUACAACCUUUUUGGACUUCAUCGACGCCAUCAUGUUUUUGGUGUCGGCCCCAGAUCGUACCCACGAGGGCCUUUGUGUGUGGCUUCAUUCAGUGAUAUCCAUACCUGUACCCACCGACUGAGUGUGAGUGUGAGGUUAGUUUCAAGGACUCGGCGCUAUCUCUACACCUUGGUUGUGAUGUCGUUACACCCCCUCGCUAUCAACCUGCAACCGCACGCCAUAACCGACACCACCCAUACCAUACCUUACCAUACCAUCCAACCCAUACCUACCUACAUUUGAAUACCUUACAUAGGCAUAGGUUCUGCUCCUGCUCGGAUUUGCUACGCUGCCUUACUUACACACACCGACCGAAGUCGCUCGCAGCAGCCGACCUAUCUUAUACUUGCGCAGAGCCCAGCUCUCGUGUCUAUUCGUGAACGACGACUUGACCAUAUAUCUCUUGCAGGAGAUCGACCUUGACCGGUGCAACGGAACCCCUUGUUACAGCUGCAAGUCGAAUCAUCCAUCCUCUCGACUCAGUCCAUCUCAAUUUGACUUCAUCAUCUGAGUUCUCGGCUCUCUUCGCUACGCAUUCGAACCCUUCCCUUUGAAGCUGCGUCGUCGCUUACAGGACCCUGAAAGCACCACGCUAGAACCUUUUCCCAAUUCCACCUUCACCCACAACCGCACAUUGGGUCAGGGUUGUUUGUUGGAUUACCAUUGCCUUACCUAUUUAAAUCCACCUAGGAACUGGGGCGCGCACACUGCACUGCACGCUGAGCGCAAGCCUGGCCUGGCGCAAACGCCGCGACGGAGCAUCGUGACCUCUUUUUUAUUUCUUUUACUGGGGUUUCGAGUUUACUAGUCGACAGUCGCUUUGUUGUGUCCUGUCUGGGUUUCUCUAUAUUUUCCUCCCCCUCUUCUCCCUCUUCUCGACUUUUCUCACGAUCUCCUACUUCUCCCUCCUCGGCUUCGAGUAGACAGACCACCACCAAUACCUAAUACCCUGCUGUCUGCUGGUGGUUUGGCUUCCGCACCUGCAUUGGCUCACUCACCCUCUGAUCCACCACCACACUUGAGUUUUUACGUACAGACCGUCGCCUGUACCUUUCAAAUUUACCCUUCACUUGGUGGUCAUAUCUUGUUUUGCCUCCCAAACCGGCAUCCCGUGGACCACCCCCCGACAUAAUACCGGCUCUGGCUCUGUUCCGACCCGGCUAAUAAAGGUCUUUCUGUCUCCGCUCCGUGGCCGGUGGCUUCAGCCCUCGAGUCAAGUUCCGAUAGCGACGUGAUAUUUUCUUUUUCUUCCCGCUCACACAGAGAGUGCAUCAGCGCACUGCUAUAGCAUGCCCGCUCAACUAAACGGGUCCAUGACCGCCAGCAUCCCCAUUCGAAUACCCGGCGACCAGGUCCAGGCUCAGGCUCAACCUGCUGUUUUUUACAAGCAGCACAAGCACUCCAGAUCUUCUUAUUCCGAUUCUUCUCCGCUCGCAAAUUCAAGGAACAAUUCUUUAACUUUCCGUCCUUAUAAGAGGCUCAUGUCAAACCCGGACAAGACGAUCGCUGUCAUCAACGCCAGCGGGCGACAGGCUGCGUCCUUCAUUCGCGUCGCCACUGCCGUUGGUUAUCAUGUGCGCGCUCAGUUGAGAAUCUCGACGGUGUCGUCGCUGCUGAAGUUUCGGGAAAUCCUAAUGUUACCGUAUUUGUUGGCGAGCUCUACACAAGACAUCAGCCCUCUGAAGCAAACCGUGAUGUUACCAAGCACGGCCCGCUGGCCGGUGUCGGCGUCAACUACGACUUGAUCGCAAGUCUGUUCCGCGGCGCACAACUUGCCUUCAUAAAUACAACUUUUUACGGUGACGAGAUCCAAAUCGGAAAGGCACUAGCCGAUGCCGCUAAGCGCGCGGGAAUUCAACACUACGUGUACUCGUCCAUGCCCGAUCAUGGUGCUUACAACCCCGAAUGGCCCUCAUUACCCCUCUGGGCCGCCAAGCAUGAGGUUGAGCAAUAUGUGCGCAAACUCAGAAUACCAGCCACUUUUGUGUACACUGGCAUCUACAACAACAACUUUACCUCUCUUCAGUAUCCCCUUUUCUGCAUGGAUCUGCAAAAGGACGGCUCGUUCAAAUGGCAAGCACCUUUCCAUCCUGACGCCAAGCUACCCUGGUUAGACGCCGAACACGAUGUUGGUCCCGCGGUCCUGCAAAUCUUCAAGGAUGGACCAAGCAAAUGGAAUGGAGAGCGCAUUGCACUUGCAUACGAAUACUUGACACCCAAGGAGGUGUGUCGACUCUUCUCCAAAGGAGUCGGUCGUCCUGUGCGCUACGUGCGAGGCCCCAUUGAAAUCAAGGUUCGAAUCCCUGAGGGCUACCGGGAACAGCUCGUCGGUCUGGAGAAACUGUUCGACCCAAAUCAGAAAGAUCCUCGAAAGCAACCGCCUUACUUCGGCGACCCCAAGGUCGAAGUCAGUUGCCCAAGCGAAGCCUUGGAGUUGUGGGAAGGCCCUCGAGGUAUCGAAGAAUACGCACGUGAGAUGUUCCCCAUAGAAGAGGAAGCAAACGGUCUCACAUGGAUGCUGGAUGAUGACGCGAGUGACGAUGAGGACGUGCACAACACAGCAACCCACGUCGAGCAACUGAGAAUCCACGACGGUGACGAUGAUAGCGACGACGAUAAUGACGACGGCCUUGUCAUAAAAGGACGCAAGCGGGACGAGGAAGAGUGCAGGAAAGGGGUUAAAAAAGAAGAGUUAGUCCAUCGGACUCUAGAGGCGCAGUCCUGAGGCGAUUACGGAACGGAGCAGACCUGGCGACGCGGCAUUGCAUUUCGGCAGGAGUUGUGUUUUUGGAGAGGCGUCCCUACCGGCGUAGGUUUGGUCUAGGAACCUGAACGAUUUUAUUAUGACUUGUCAAUGGAUGAAAUAAAAGUAACGAAUCACCUUUGCCUCAGUUUAUUGUGUCUCUAGCUUGUGAUGUGCGUUGGAGGUAGCAUUUGUUUGCAACCGAUGGCUCGUGCAACUGAGUGAGACUGAGAUCAGAUACCACCGGACUUGUUGGAAGCCUCUUGCUCGAAGGUCACCGUCAAUCUAAAUGACAGAGGCUCUGCUUAAAUAUAUGAGUGCUCUUGAGUAAGACGCACACCCAACAACGAGCUGACGAAAGAGUACGUGUGAUAGAACGAUAGUAUACAAAGUGAGCAUGGAAGACGGAUGGCUGCCUCAACGGGGCUGAAAUGAAACAGGGAACUUAGCUGCUUCUUAUAUGCGGCCAUUUUAGAACCAGGACUAACAGAUUAAUAAACGACCACCUCGUCAUGCAUAACACCACUCUGUUUAUCUGGCCCCUUACAUCCAGAUGCUGGUUUGUCAUAACAAGGUUUAACAGUAUAUCAUGGCAACACCAUUUACCACCCCGCGUAUCCGCCCUCCGUACCGUCAAACGUGGCUCCCAUGUAAAAGUGCGUGGGGUUGAGUUUGUUCUUGGGGGACUUGCUUUGUGAAUGAUUAUCAUACGUGGUUCUUGUAUGCUUUCUUGGUGAAGUUUAGAUCAUAUGGCAAGAAUCACACAAGGACGAGAAUUGCCACGUUAACUACCCCGGAAUCAAAGAAUCGCCAAGAUUAUCGCCACGGCCGUCCGGUUACACGCCGCGUGGGGGAGAAAUCCGGGGUGACAAGGGGACGAACUCUCCGUUAUCUAGCAUGAUUAGGGGCAAUGCAGGAGAGGGUGGUCAGGGUGUUUAUCUGUUAUGCCUCUCCUUAUCUAUCAGGAUCCUGAGUUCAAUACCAAGAGAAGGUCUUCAACAACGAGACAAUUAGAGCGAGUUUAUCAUAAGUUAAAGAAUAGUCAACAGCGAGUUCAAUUCUGUGCAUAUCAAACAAUUCUGGCAGAGAUCAACCUCAAGAAUUGUUCUAAUCAGGACCCCAGGGGCUCGGACACUGGGAUAUCACAUGCCUCAC